Messenger RNA from Symbiodinium pilosum, 2291 nucleotides. Lineage: Eukaryota; Dinophyceae; Suessiales; Symbiodiniaceae. The record is from the annotation of a GenBank genome assembly.
GGGGCAAAUGCAAAGCGAGCCUCGUGUCCGAACACCCCAAUCCCAAAGACGGGCAAGUAUGUAAAGCCGCAUUUGAAAGAGGUUUACAAGUCCUUCCGGGAUGAGUGGGUCAACUGCAACGUCUUUCGGUCUCCUGGGCCAAUGCAGCUUGAUUCGUCUGGUGAUGUGGGACCGCUGUCUGAGAGACCCAUCACCUUGCUGGCGGACUACUUCAGUGUAGAUGAGCUCAAGCAGAUCGUGCAACCAAGCUCUCAGCCUGCUCCGUUGGUAAUGUGCCAGGAGCCAUUAGUCGUUCGAGAUGUGCGGUUACGCGAGAACUUGAGCUUACUGGAGCAAGAGAGGCUGAUCUAUGAGCCAGCCUUGCCAGGCUAUCUUCGCAACCAGGUCACUUGGCAGGAGGAUGAGCUCGCACCGCACUCCUGCGACAAUAUUGAGGAGUUGGUCCAGUCUUUUCCCCUGAUGCAUGCCCACGUGAGUGCGAUUCGCCUCGUGCCUCCGAUUGCCGCGGAGGGCGAUGAGGUUGAAACAUUGGUAUCAGAGCGAUCGCCGACGUCAACCAUGAGACACACCGCAGGGGCCUCGGAAUAUGGGAAGCCCAUGACCGUGGGCAUUGUUUUCGCUAGCAGCCAGGUGCCAGGCUACCAUCCGGUCAUUGCGGGUCUGUUCGAUUACUUGGCCAGCCUGCCGCAGCCGACCAAGCUUAUUGGCUUCUUCUGUGGGUACGAAGGCCUGCUGAAAGACUUGUGGGCACCAGUCACCCAGGACAUGGUUGACCAAUUCCGGAAUUUGGGCGGACAGGACAUAUUAUGUCAAUUUGGUGAUCCAUCAACGCUUGCCUUCAAGGACCACUUGCAGGCUGCAAUCGAAACAAUUUCACGUCACAAGCUGGAUGGCCUCGUCAUGGUUGGAAACGAAGCAAACCAGGUGGAUUCGGCCUUCCUGGCGGAGGCCUGCGCAGCUUCUCGGUUGAGCACCAGGGUCAUCGGCGUGCCAGUAUCACUGGAUUGCAAUUUCCCAUUCGUGCAGCAGACGAUUGGCUUUGACACAGUGACACGAACGCUGUCAGCAUUCAUUGGUACCAUUGGCAACCUGGUCAAAACAUCGAGGAACAUGUGGAUAUUCGUCCGGACAAUGGGUGAUGCCUGGUCGCACGUGGCAGUCCAGAUUGCCUUGCAGACUCACGUCCACAUGGUUCUGCUUUCCGGCAGUCAGCUGUUGGGUCAAUAUUUGGUCAACAUUGUCUCGUGUCUCUGCGACCUCAUCGUGAAGCGCCAUGAGCAAGGCGAGGACUACGGAAUUAUCAUGCUGCCUGUCGGGUUUGUCAAUGACAUCCUCGAGCUGCGCAUCUUGUUCUCCGAGCUCAUGGAGGUGAUGGCCAAGGACCACUACGAGCAGAGUUGGGAAUCCAUUCCUCAGAUUGCCAUGCGGCUAAAGCCAGCAACUGCCGCCCUGUUUGACGUGAUUCCUCGGGACGUUCAGUACGAAAUCUGCUUCGGCGGCCGGGAGAGGUACAUGAACAAGAUUGAUUUCUCCACGAUUUCCACAGACCGCCUCUUACUUCGUUUCGUCGAACUGGAGCUGUACCGACGCCGACAGCUUGGCCACAUAUCCAAGGAUUUCUUCAAUGGCAUGUGCUACCCGAUGGCCUAUCAGGCAAGAUCAGCCAUGCCGACGAAUUUUGAUUGCGAUUUGGCAUACACUCUCGGCUGGUCCGCCGGAAUCAUGGUCAACCUGGAGAAAACUGGCCAACUGGUUCAUGUGUCCAAUUUGGAGAAAGAUGUCAAUGAGUGGCGCGUUCGUGGUCUUCCCCUGACUUGCUUGCUCAGAACCGAAUAUGAUGAAGAGACGCAGGAAUAUCGAAUCCUUCCAGCUUAUGUGCACCUGCUGAAGCAGAGGAACGUCAAGAGACCAUUUGUCGACCUGCCGCCACCUAAGAAGAGGAUAAUUCAAACCCUUGGCCCCGUACAGUACGCACGUGAGGUUCAUGAACUGAGGACGACUUGGUACAUGGAAAACCAGCCGAUCCAGGACCCUACAGAAGCCUUGCGAGAAACUGCAUAUCUCUGCAGCGAGUUGCAGUCCACGAUGGCGCUUGCAAAGGCGGAGUCGACCCUCUACGCCGUCAAUAGUUUGCUGGACAACGCGGUAUCUGUUCUGGACGCUUACAAGCGUCUGCAUGACUCCAAGAAGCGCGGUCAGCAGUCGCUGGCAGAGGUUCCGAUGGAACAUCUCUCAAAGGUGUGGACAACCAAGCACAUGGACAGAUCGGAGCACCAAGGUUUGGAGCACAG